AUCCGCACCCCCUGCGCUACGGCGUCUCCGGGAUCCGGAUCCCGGAAACGGGUGGACGCGGGGUAACGCGCCCCCACUGCCAUAUAAAUCUCUACAGCCAGAGAGCCAUACAGAAGAUCCCCGAGCGAGCUCCUUCGCCUCCGUCCAUGGCGACAAGCUUCUUUAACCCUACCCCCUCAUCCCUCCGCGUGUCCUCCUUCUCAUCCUCCUCUGCUGCCGCACGAGCUCUUUCUCCCCCUUCCUCACAUCGCCCUCACCUCGGUCGCUCUCCUCCGUCGCGGACUGUCCGGAGGGCUUGGUUGGCCGGCCCCCUCCGUGGCCCGGCGCCGCCGGCCGGGAGGCUCACGGUGCGCUGCGGCGCCGUGAAGACGAUUGGCCAGAACGAGUUCGCGGCGGAGGUGCUGGGUUCGGACCUCCCCGUCCUGGUGGAUUUCGUCGCUGACUGGUGCGGGCCCUGUCGCUUGAUCGGCCCUGUCGUCGAGUGGGCGUCCCAGGAAUAUGAGGGCAGAUUGAAGGUUGUAAAGAUUGAUCAUGAUGCAAAUGCCAAGUUGAUUGAAGAGUACAAGGUUUAUGGCCUGCCAACCUUGAUAGUCUUCAAGAAUGGUCAAGAGGUUCCAGAAAGUCGAAGGGAGGGUGCAAUUACGAAGGUUAAGCUGAAAGAAUAUCUGGACGUCCUAUUAAGAUCUACAACAGUCGUCUAAAUCUGUUGGUAUAUUAGUCUUUUUUUUUAAGUAGAACUUAAUGGUUCAGAUGAUCUGUUAGUUUGCCAUAAGGCAUACCAUACAGCCUCAUGUUCCAGAUGAGUAGAAAAAUGAUUUAUUUCAGUUCAAUUUGGAGGUUUGUCCUGUCUUACAUCCAUAUUUUUCUGUAUAACUGAUGGGAUGUGUAUUUUUAUCUCCUGUAUUUUGUCAAUGAUAAGAAAUACACGGUAUCAUCUUUGCAAGUUA
Molecule: messenger RNA, 947 nt
Organism: Elaeis guineensis (African oil palm)
Lineage: Eukaryota; Viridiplantae; Streptophyta; Magnoliopsida; Arecales; Arecaceae
Product: thioredoxin X, chloroplastic
Cellular component (GO): cytoplasm
Molecular function (GO): protein-disulfide reductase activity
Source: RefSeq, a predicted model, not a curated record